AAGAGUUAUGCAGACCCCAGACGGAGGGAUGUGGAGUUUGCAGUGGGCGACUAUGUAUUCCUGAAGAUUUCUCCAAUGAAGGGAGUCAUGAGAUUUGGAAAGAAGGGCAAGUUGGCACCUCGGUAUAUUGGACCUUUUGAGGUUACUGAUAGAGUUGGAGCAGUUGCCUACCGGUUGGAGCUACCACCCAACCUUUCUCACGUUCAUCCCGUGUUUCACAUCUCUAUGCUCAGGAAAUACAUUCCCGAUCCUUCUCAUGUACUACAGUCGGAUGUAAUAGAACUAAAGGAGAACUUGACAUUUGAGGAGCAACCUGUAGCCAUAAUGGACUACCAAGUGAGACAGCUGAGAUCAAAACAGAUCCCUAUGGUUAAGGUUUUGUGGAGGAGCCAGUCAGUGGAAGAGUGCACCUGGGAGUCAGAACGGGACAUACGUAGCAAGUAUCCUCAAUUCGCGGAAAUUCGACAGUUGUCCGGAUCUGUGAAUUUCCGGCCAGACAGACCAGCUACUGGAAAAGUCUCCGAAUUGGAUCGAGGUUUUGGCUACCCCACCAUUGUCAGGCAUCCCGAGCGCGUUCCCGAAGUCAGAAUCGGCAAAGGUGAGCCGGGACAGCCUUCUUCCUCCGCCCAACCGCCACAGUGAUUGCCAUCAAGUCUGUGAGUAAAAUAUUAAU
This is a messenger RNA of Hevea brasiliensis (rubber tree), 673 nucleotides long. RefSeq lists its product as uncharacterized. The coding region runs from base 76 to 642 and encodes 188 amino acids. The record is from RefSeq and is a predicted model, not a curated record. The transcript has 3 exons. Lineage: Eukaryota; Viridiplantae; Streptophyta; Magnoliopsida; Malpighiales; Euphorbiaceae.